AUGUUUGGUUUGUUCGCUUGCACACGAUGCCUGUCGCCACGCUGUAGCGCUAGCUCCGGCACCUCGCGAGUCCCGAGAUCACACACAGCCAGUGCCCGCGCAACGCCCGCCCCGCGCUCGACCGCCAACCGGCCCGUCCGUCCGCCGGCCAGCCACCCACACGCCCGACGUCCGCCGCGUCACGCGCCUUACCACACUACAUACUUGCGCUAA
Molecule: messenger RNA, 213 nt
Organism: Leptosia nina
Lineage: Eukaryota; Metazoa; Arthropoda; Insecta; Lepidoptera; Pieridae
Source: the annotation of a GenBank genome assembly